Molecule: messenger RNA, 2176 nt
Organism: Durusdinium trenchii
Lineage: Eukaryota; Dinophyceae; Suessiales; Symbiodiniaceae
Source: the annotation of a GenBank genome assembly
CAGCGUUCCCCUGCGAAACUAAUCUUCAAUAUCACUCUCAUUGCAUGGGUGCGAUGGUGGAGAGUGGCGUUGUUUACGACACACACCCAAUUGAGCCGGGUGUGUCUUCUUCAAAUUCACGACUGCUCCAACCGCUCCUUUCGGUCCUAGACCCACCUUCAACGCAGCAGGAGUUUGAGGGAAAGAUGCCGAGCGGGUGCUGCUGGUGUGGAACUCGAGUCCAUGGACCUCUAAUGAAGAUGUUUAAAGCUGUUGUUCUUCAUAUGGAAAGUUGUUCUUGCCUGGACUCUCUUUAUCAGUGGCCCUGCGCAGACUGUACGUGCUGUGCCUAUUGAGCUUUGUUUUGGUCCUCCUGGCUUUUGUACUGGUGAUCUCUUCACACCCGCGUUGCAGCGCCGCAGUCCAUCGGUUCCAGAGAUAUUCAAACAUGGUCUGAAGUGCAUCUUGAAGCCGCAGAAAUGCAAGAAGUACGUUUGUAAGACUACCUGCAAAGUGGGGAAGAGCUGCUUCAAGAGGAUGCCUUUCGACCAGUGCCUAGAUGAGCUCGGACACAGCACCUCUGUGAAAACUGCCGUGAACGCCUUGAAGACGGCCAAGACCUUCAUUGUCAAAGACUUGAAACGAGAUGUGCUGCGUGGGCUGACGAGCGUAGGGAACGACUUGCUAGAGUUUCUCACUGGCACCUUCCCUAGAGAGAUUCAAACGCUUAUGGACAAGUUCAACGUCCUUGACAUGGCCAACUCAUUCCAGAAGAUGGUCAUCCAUAUUGUUGAGGAUUGCUAUGAUGGAUUGAUGUCCUUCUUCAAGAAGGUGAAGAAGAUCUUCAAAAAAGCCACGAAUGGUCCCUUAAAGCUUCCUCGGAACAAAGAUGGAGAGUACUGCGCGUUGAAGUGGGACAUGACGAUGUUCACCUACACGGACUGUGGCUUCUUUGAUGCUUGGGACAAGCUGCACUCACAUGUGUCAAAGCCCUACGACCACAACAUGUGGUCCACCUUUAAGAAGGACUUUGAGAGGAUGACUCGAGCUCUGGCAAACUGUGCCGUGCUGACGACGAAGAUCCCUAUCUGGAAGGACCUUGUGUUAACCAGGCUCACGCCCUUUCGGACGUUGCAAGAGAUGGACUUCUGUAUGCCAAAGCACAUCGCCGACGCGGCGGAGACCACAAUCAAUGCCUUGAUCUAUGCCAAGGAGCACACCUCGGACGUCUUCGAUGAGGUUAACACGGCGUUAAAGAAGCUUGAAGACUAUGCCACAGAGCUUCUCUCCAAGGACUUGCCCCUCUUCAAGCGUGGCAAUGUAAGCUUGUUCGAGAUGAAGAAGGUGUCUGCGAAAAAGGGCAUACGAGGAUUGGAGGAGUCCUUUAUGUGCAGCAACAAAAGCGCUUUAGGCAGGAACUAUGCCCUGAGCCUGCGGAUACAGGCAAAGUUGGGCCAGAUCGUCAAGAUCAAGAAAGUGGCCAUCUCGCAGUCGCACGCCAUUGGUUUUGGCAUCUACUUCGGCUGCCAGAAUUUGAAGUUCAAGGUUACGCGCUUCUUGAGCAUCCGCUGGUUGUCCGAGGGUAUUGGCUUUCCCAACAAGGACGAGGACAAAGCCAAGGUCGCAGCUGAAAUUCAGUUUAAGUGGUACCAUUCGGAAUUCCCAUGCUUCCCGGUCGUGCCGCUCAAGACGGAGGCAUCAUUCCGAGUGAAAUUGGGGCCCAAAUUUGAUGCGGGAAAAGUCAAUCUGCGCACCUCCGUGACCUAUACAGUGCAGGACCUCUUGUCCUUUGAGCAGAAAGAGUGGUCGCCGAAGAAACCGGGAUGGCCCAAUGGCGUGGGCAUCGCUGCUGACGCGGGCUCAUCCAUCCCACAACUUCUCCAGGCGAACGUCAGCAUCAGUCAAAGCUUUGAGGAGGCUGGGUUGAAUGGCCGCCAGUUGUUCCAGCGAGUUUUAGACACCGAGGCUCAGGCCAAAGAAAUGGCAGACUGGGAGAUGACUGCAAGUUUUGAUGCACGUGUCAAGCAACUCUUUUGCUUAACCAAUUGCGAAUGCCAGGAUCAGGAUGAGUGAGGCACAACGCAGCCGCCGUAACGUUCAUCGUGGCGGUGUACAAAGUUAUCAAUUGCUUGAAUAAUACGGUUUUAUGCUCGCAGACAGCUCUGGACGCAAUGAGAUGCUUUUUAGGGGGUCCAGG